AUGGUCAUACCUUUAUUAAUGGCAUUUGCUUCAUAUCGUAAUAUAGUGAAUUUUUAUUUUUCAAGUGCUGCUUUAUCAAGUUCAUUACUUAAUUGUUUAUACAUUUAUUAUCUAGCACAAACACUUCGUUCAAAAGUACUUUCAGAAAGCAAUUGUAGAGCAAUUUAUUAUUUACAAACAUCGUGUACUGUUGUACUUGCGUAUACAAUAACAGCCAUGCAUGCAAAUUUUGUCUUAUGUUUAUUACGAUCACCGUCAUCGUCCGAUCAACAUCAUUCGACACGUACAUGUUUACAAUCUUGUGGUCUUUGUUUACGUCGAUUUUUUCGUCGUCUAUGUUUUUGUCUUGUACUUUGUAUAUGGUCAUUAUCAUUUACAGCAACUAUACCAUUACUUUAUACAAUUGAUUCUAAUGAAAAAACUCCAAAACCUGUUUAUUGUCCAGGUACAACACAAAUAAGUUAUCUUGAAGAAUGGUUUGAUCGUAAUCGUCUUAUACAAAGUGUUUUAUUUAAUUUAAUACCUUUAUUAACGACAUUAUUUAUGUCUAUAAUUGCUUUAUUAAAAUUAUUUUAUGAUUGUCUUUUUUAUUUUUAUUUACGUUUAAAAAUGUCAAAAUGUUCACCAUGUCGAAAAAGAUCAUCUCGACAUCAUCAACAAAACCAACGUUUAUCUAUACCUAAUUCAGUAUCAAUGCUUUCAUCACUUGGUGUAAUUAGUAAUAAUAAUAUUCAAAGUGGUUUAAAUUUAGUACCAAUGACUGAAUCACCAACACCAACAAGUGAAACAACAAUAUCAUCAUCAAAUUUAGUAUUACAAUCAUGUGGACAUUGGUGUUCAUCAUCAUUUCUUAGAUUUUUACUUGUUUUAUCGUGUUGUUUAUUAGCAUGUAUUUAUCCGAUAGCAAUGCGUUUUUACCUUGUCUAUUUUUCGGUACUUAUACCAUUGAUAUUUGCUGUACUUAACUAUUCUUUAGGACAACUGGCUCCAACACAAAAGAUAACAACGAAUACAAUUCCAAUGACAAGUUUAACAGAGCAAAGAACAGAUAUUGAAAAUCAUGAUGUAACUGUACCGAUAUUUAUGAAUUUAACUGAUACAAAUAAUGAUAAAUCAAUAAAACAAAAUUCAUCAUUAAAAAAUGAACGAGUUUUUUUAAAUGAAGAAUAUGAAUUACAAUCACCAUUAAUGACUGAUUUAGUGAAUGAAAAUGAUGGUAUUGAUGAACAUGAACAAUAUCCUACUUCACCAUCAAAUUCAUCACAAUCAUCAACAAUAGCAACAACGCAUAUUCAACAUCAUCGUUUACCAUUAACAGGGAAACAAAAAUAUUUUUCGAACAAUUUAUAUGAAAAGUAUAAUCGAAAUAUGUCAAUGAGAUAG
Rotaria sordida is the source of this 1383-nucleotide messenger RNA. The record is from the annotation of a GenBank genome assembly. NCBI's taxonomy places the organism in Eukaryota, Metazoa, Rotifera, Eurotatoria, Philodinida, Philodinidae.